AGCUGGGGGAGAGAAAGAUAGACAGAUUCAGAGUGAGUGCCAAAGUGUGAUGAGUGAGAGGUAGAGAAAAAUACAGUGAAGAGUUUUGAAUUUGAAUUUCAGAGGGAAACACAAGAGCAUAGUGAGAGGGAGAGAGGGAGAGAGGGAGAGAGAGAGAGAGAGAGAGAGAGAGAGAGAGAGAGACAUUCACACAGGCUGAGGGGUGUGUCAUAGCAAUUUAGUUCCUCAAGGAAGUACAACUCAACAUUAUCUUAAGACAGGGUGGUAAGCACUGACAGAAGCGCUGCAGGAGGGCUGUUUUUUGGGUUUUUGGUUCAGCUCGUGGUGGAGAUGAAGGGAUCUUUUUAAAUGAACCAGCCUGUGCUGUCCACCUGAUACACAGAGAAGAGUGAGAGAGCGAUAUCUGAACCAGACAAGGAGGGAGGGGGACUCAGCAUACACACAGGCAACCAUGGAUGCAUUCAGCUCCAAGGACAUGGCCUUAAAGGCACAGAAGAAGAUCCUGAGCUCCAUGGCCACCAGAAGCUCUGUGCAGAUGUUCAUUGAUGACACUACGAGUGAGAUCCUGGAUGAACUGUACCACGUUUCCAAACAGUACUCGGGUAAUAAGUCUGAGGCUCAGAAAGUCAUCAAGAACCUGAUCAAGAUCGCAGUGAAGAUCGGCGUGUUGUUCAGAAACAACCGCUUCAGCACAGAGGAGCUGGUAGUGGCCCAAGACUUCAAGAAGAAGCUGCACCAGGGGGCUAUGACGGCCAUCAGCUUCUAUGAGGUGGACUUUACCUUCGACAAGGCAGUGAUGUCAGAGCUCCUGUCCAGCUGCAGGGAUCUGUUGCUGAAGCUGGUCAACACCCACCUCACACCCAAAUCUCACAACCGCAUCAACCACGUCUUCAACCAUUACUCUGACCCACAGCUCCUGACCCAACUAUACGAGCCCGGCGGCCCCUUCAGACCCAACCUCACGAACAUCUGUAGAGGACUCAACAAACUGGUGGAGGACGGAACAAUAUGACAUACACAAAGAAAAUAUUUCAGACAGACACUGGGAGAUCAACAGGCACUCACCAUAGACUCUGAACUGUUGGGACAAAAUUCGUCUUACCUGCUGUUGAGGACCAGCAAUGUAAGACAAGUGAUGUGAGAACAAAUGUGCCGCCUGACAGUUCUCAGAGAACAUGUGGGAAAAGAAUAAAGAUUGUGGAGUCAAGUUUGUAUUGUUUAUAGGUGAAACAUUUAGAGCAAACUGUAUAAAUGUGAUGCCUACUUGUCUAUUCAGACAUUUUAGAAAGCAAACUUGAACAUGAACAGAUUUAUACUAUAUCAUGUGUGUUAUGAGCAUAUAAAAUGUCGCCUGAUGUUUAAUAUUUGAGAUCUUGAAAUGUUUUCAUCAGAACUACUGAUAUUACGUAUUCUGGAGUGGAGGAGUUCUAUUAGCUGGACCGGCAGCAUCUGCAGAUAGGACAGGGAACUAUGCCACUGUAAUACAACACUGCCACCUGGUGGUCAAGAUGAUGCUUCAGAAACAGUGAACUGUAUUUACUGAGGUCCAGAUGACGAGGCAGCCAAUAAUAAAGCAAAUAACCCCACCAUCA
Messenger RNA from Amphiprion ocellaris (clown anemonefish), 1592 nucleotides. RefSeq names its product tumor necrosis factor, alpha-induced protein 8-like 2b (gene tnfaip8l2b). Gene Ontology annotation, biological process: regulation of apoptotic process. The record is from RefSeq and is a predicted model, not a curated record. The coding region runs from base 452 to 1012 and encodes 186 amino acids. Gene Ontology annotation, cellular component: cytoplasm. The transcript has 3 exons. Lineage: Eukaryota; Metazoa; Chordata; Actinopteri; Pomacentridae.